This is a messenger RNA of Cuscuta europaea, 1258 nucleotides long. The record is from the annotation of a GenBank genome assembly. NCBI's taxonomy places the organism in Eukaryota, Viridiplantae, Streptophyta, Magnoliopsida, Solanales, Convolvulaceae.
GACAAAAGCCGACAUGUUACCAUUUGCUGUCGGAAGGGGCGAGGAAGGGUGUGACAUAUUUAGCGGGCGGUGGGUCCGGGACGAGGAAUCUCGACCGUUGUACAAUGAAUCAGACUGUCCGUAUCUACUUCCUCAACAAACGUGCUUAGCACAUGGCCGGCCCGAAAAAGAUUAUCUCUAUUGGAAAUGGCAACCACAUGGUUGUUCUAUACCAGGGUGAUUUAUAGAACUUCAGACUAUUUAUUUUUAUUGUGGAUUUCUUUUACUAAAUAUCUAAUUAGUUCUUCAAUUAAUAAAAUUUACAGUUUCAAUGCUUCCUUGAUGCUUGAAUCUCUUAGAGGAAAAAGGAUGAUGUUUGCAGGCGAUUCACUGAGUAGGGGACAUUUCUCUUCCAUGGUUUGCCUUCUUCAAAAGAUCAUUCCGCAGGAUGCAAAAUCCUUUGAAGAAAUUGGGCAAAGAACUAUUUUUACAGCAAAGGAAUACAAUGCAACGGUAGAAUUCUACUGGACACCAUUGCUUCUGGAAUCAAACGCAGACAAUCCGUUGAAGCAUAGAGUGGACGAUCGAAUUGUUCGGAAAGGUUCCAUUGAUAAACACGCACAACAUUGGAAGGGUGUUCACAUUUUAGUGCUUCAUACUUAUCUUUGGUGGUUUAAAGAUGAAUACUUCAAGAUACUAUUAAAAGGAUCAUUUGAAGAUGAGAUGAAAGAGACUACAUAUGUGCUUUCUGAAGAUGCUUAUCGAAUGGGUUUGGGGAGCAUGUUGAAAUGGGUCAACGAGAACAUCGAUCCAAAACAAACAAGAGUCUUUUUCACUGGCAUGUCACCUACACAUGGAAUGAGUGUUGAAUGGGGAGGUGAUCGAAAUGGCAAUUGUUUCAACCAAACAAGUAUGAUACAAGACCUAAAUUACAAAGGACCAAAAUCAUGGGAAAAGACGUUACGAGUAAUUGACGAGGUUCUUAGUGAGUCCAAAGGGGUGGUAAUAACCUAUCUCAACAUUACAAAGCUCUCAAAUUAUAGGAAAGAUGGUCACACAUCUAUUUAUAAGAAGCAAUGGGGGGCUUUGACUCCAGAGCAACUAGCCGACCCGGUAACCUAUGCUGAUUGUAUUCAUUGGUGUUUGCCUGGAGUUCAAGACACAUGGAAUGAGUUAUUGUUUGCUAAACUUUUUUAUCCUUGAAACUCAACUUGUAUUAUAUUUAUAUAUAAUUUAUUUAUGGCCUGCUAGUGUAUAUUAUUAACAACUUUACCUGUCU